CUUAAACAUGUUUCUACCAACAAACCACACAAACACCACAAUGGACCCAAGGAUCUCCUUCUCCAAUGACUUUGCAGACAGCACACAACAGCAGCACAAACCCAUGUACGAGAGCAACUACAGAGAAGCCCCUGUGUCGUCGGAUUUCGAAUUCUCGGUCAAAGACUUCGCCUUGAUACCGGCUGAUGAGAUCUUCUUCAAGGGUGUGAUUGUGCCAUUGAAGGAGGAGGAGGAUCAUCACCAAGGGAGGAGGAUGAUGACAUUGAGGGAAGAGUUGAUGGUUGAUGUUGAUCACCACCACCAUGGCCAGUUGCCAAGGGUGCCUAAGAUUUCCUCAGGUUGGUGGAAGGAGAAGUUGGGGUUGAAGAGGGGUGGCCACAACACUAACAAUGUUGUUGUUGGUGUGGUGGGCAAAAGAGGUGAAAGGAAUGGUGAUGGGAUUUUGGAGAGGAUUGAAGAGAAGAGGGCUUCUUCUUUUGUUCAUGGAGAGAGGCUAAGUUUAGGGAGUGCUAACUGAAGGAGAGGUGGUGAAGUUUGUUUCAGAGAAAUUAUGAGGGAUGAUUUGAGGUGCAAAUAUGAGGGAUUUGGGGGGAAAGGGCAGAAAGAAUUAUCAUCAUGUCUCUUAACUCAUGAGAAAUUGGCAAGGCAAAAAGUUGGAAUUUUGGUUCUAAUUCUGACAAUUCUCCUCUUCUUCUUCUUCUUCUUCUUCUUCUUCUUCUUCUUCUUCUUCUUCUUCUAGUUGGAAUUUUGGUUCUAAUUCUGACAAUUCUCCUCCUCCUCCUCUUCUUCUUCUUCUUCUUCUUCUUCUUCUUCUUCUUCUUUUGUAACAUUGUUCUGUGCCUUUGUUCCUUAGAUGAAGCUAUGUUAUGUACAAAGAAAAGGUUUGAUCAGUA
Messenger RNA from Linum trigynum, 893 nucleotides. NCBI's taxonomy places the organism in Eukaryota, Viridiplantae, Streptophyta, Magnoliopsida, Malpighiales, Linaceae. The record is from the annotation of a GenBank genome assembly.